AUGCGCUUUGCCAAGAAACACAACAAGAAGGGACUGAAGAAGAUGCAGGCCAACAACGUCAAAGCCAUCAAGGCCCGAGCAGAGGCCAUCAAGGCUCUGAGCACCAAGGCCUCCAAGGCCAAGCUCCUCAGUCCCAAGAUCUCCAAGGCCAAUGCCCCGCGUGCUGGCCAUAAGAUGGCCACCGAGCAUCCAGGCCCAAGGGCUGCCAAGUCCUCUGCCCCCAAGGUCACCAAGUCAGAUUCCAAGGUCACCAAGUCUGACACCAAGGUCACCAAGUCUGAUCCCAAAGCAGCCAAGGCCGCCAAGUCUGAUUCUAAGGUUACAAAGCCCACUGAUGCCAAGGCUGCUAAGCCUACUGAGUCCACUGAUUCCAAGGGCGCCAAACCAAAAGAUGCUGGGGCUAAAACUUCUAGUCCCAAGCCUUCAAAAUAG
This is a messenger RNA of Monodelphis domestica (gray short-tailed opossum), 432 nucleotides long. The record is from RefSeq and is a predicted model, not a curated record. Lineage: Eukaryota; Metazoa; Chordata; Mammalia; Didelphimorphia; Didelphidae.